AUGCUUCUCAUCGGCUUAACUGGCUCGAUAGCGACCGGCAAAUCGACCGUAUCGUCCCUCCUCUCCUCUUCCCCCUACAACAUCCCCAUAAUCGAUGCAGAUGUGCUGGCCCGAAAAGUUGUCGAGCCUGGGACUGCCGGGUAUCGUGCUAUAGUCGACUACUUUGGACCUACAACUCCUGAUCUGCUACUCCCCGAGGAACAACCCGGUAAAGGGCGGCCCUUAAACAGACCAGUCCUUGGCAGACGAGUAUUUGGCGACUCUCCAGAGCGAAAAAAGGACCGAUCUGUCCUUAAUGGAAUUGUGCAUCCUGCUGUGAGAUGGGAGAUGUAUCGAGCCUUACUUUGGUACUACUUACAUGGACACUGGGCUGUCGUUUUGGAUGUUCCUCUUCUUUUCGAGAGUGGAUUGGAUGCUCUUUGCGGGACUGUUAUUGUUGUUGGAGUCAAAGACCCAGCUGUUCAGAUGCAGAGACUGCGUGCCAGGGAUCUUCAUCUUAGUGCUGAAGAUGCAGAGAAUCGUGUGAGGAGUCAAGGAGACGUACAGGGAAAAAUUGAGAGGGCAGAGUUCAGAGGAACCGAGAAUGCAAGAGGUGUUAUUGUCUGGAAUGAUGGAGAUAAGUCGGAGUUGGAAGUCGAGGUUAGGCGAGCAAUUGCCCAUAUCAAUUCCACAAGCCCGCAGUGGUGGGCGUGGGUGUUACUACUGGUUCCUCCGUUAGGGGUUGGAGUAGCUGCAUGGAACCUGGCCAGAAAUUAUAGGGAGAAGGCAAGGUGGGAAGAGAAGCAGCGGAGCGACAAGGCAAAGCUGUAA
This is a messenger RNA of Trichophyton rubrum CBS 118892, 810 nucleotides long. Its product is annotated as dephospho-CoA kinase. NCBI's taxonomy places the organism in Eukaryota, Fungi, Ascomycota, Eurotiomycetes, Onygenales, Arthrodermataceae. The record is from RefSeq and is a predicted model, not a curated record. The transcript has a single exon. The coding region runs from base 1 to 810 and encodes 269 amino acids. Gene Ontology annotation, biological process: coenzyme A biosynthetic process. Gene Ontology annotation, molecular function: dephospho-CoA kinase activity; ATP binding.